AAGGCAUGCGCGUGCACGUCACCGAGGUUGUCACGCGGGGACUCCAGGAGGAAGUGAAAGACGGAAGGAGAGCGAACAAGAAUUAAGAUACAAAUACAAAUGAUUAAAGCCAGGCGAAUUUAGCAGCUUUUUAUUUGACACUAGUUUCAAGCGAGACACGUGUAUUGCAAUUGGACAUCAUCCCAGUACUUUAAGUCCUUUUAGGGCCUGGGGAAAUAAUCUGCUCUUGAAGAGGAGAUAAAACCAAAAGAGACAGGUAGUAUGGCAUCCAGAAAGAAGGUUCUUCUAAAAGUCAUCAUACUUGGGGACUCAGGUGUUGGAAAGACAUCUUUAAUGAACCAGUAUGUUAACAAGAAAUUCAGCAAUCAGUACAAAGCUACAAUAGGAGCUGACUUUCUUACAAAGGAGGUGAUGAUUGAGGACCGACUUGUUACUUUGCAGAUUUGGGACACAGCUGGACAGGAAAGGUUUCAGUCUCUGGGGGUGGCAUUUUAUCGGGGUGCAGACUGUUGUGUGAUGGUAUUUGAUGUUACUGCUCCAAACACAUUUAAGACCCUGGACUCCUGGAGAGAUGAGUUUUUGAUUCAGGCCAGUCCUCGUGACCCAGACAACUUUCCUUUUCUGGUCUUAGGCAACAAGAUCGACCUGGAAAACAGACAGGUGACAACAAAGCGAGCACAGGCAUGGUGUCAGAGUAAAAACAACAUUCCUUACUUCGAGACCAGUGCAAAAGAGGCUAUCAAUGUUGAACAAGCCUUUCAAACCAUUGCACGAAAUGCUCUUAAACAGGAAACAGAGGUAGAACUCUAUAAUGAAUUUCCAGAUCAGAUUAAGUUGGAGAGGAAUGACGGCUCCAACUCCUCGGGAUCACAGUGCAGCUGCUAGCACCUGUGUACAUAGACACUAACAAGCUCUGUUAAACAAACAUAGAUUUGCACAGUCUUUUUUGAAUUUUUUUUUAAUAAACACACACACACACACACACACACACACACACACACACACACACACA
This is a messenger RNA of Silurus meridionalis, 1012 nucleotides long. Its product is annotated as ras-related protein rab7-like. NCBI's taxonomy places the organism in Eukaryota, Metazoa, Chordata, Actinopteri, Siluriformes, Siluridae. Gene Ontology annotation, molecular function: GTP binding; GTPase activity. Bases 262 to 885 code for a protein of 207 amino acids. The transcript is spliced from 6 exons. Gene Ontology annotation, biological process: endosome to lysosome transport; phagosome-lysosome fusion. The record is from RefSeq and is a predicted model, not a curated record. Gene Ontology annotation, cellular component: late endosome; phagocytic vesicle; lysosome.